CGCAAGUCAGGGGGGCCCGGUGUGGGCUGCAGCCUGGGCCCUUGCCAUGGAGUCCAUGUUUGAGGAUGACAUCAGCAUCCUGACCCAGGAGGCCCUGGGGCCCAGCGAGGUGUGGCUGGAUGGUCCUGAAGACCCCUCGCUGGGGGGGGACAUGUGUUCUGCCUCCCACUUUGCCCUCAUCACGGCCUAUGGAGACAUCAAGGAGCGACUGGGGGGUCUAGAGAGGGAGAACGCCACCCUCCGCCGCCGCCUCAAAGUCUACGAGAUCAAGUACCCACUGAUCAGUGACUUUGGAGAGGAGCAUGGCUUCUCUUUGUACGAAAUCAAGGAUGGCUCCCUGCUGGAGGUGGAGAAGGUCAGUCUGCAGCAGCGGCUCAACCAGUUCCAGCAUGAGUUGCAGAAGAAUAAGGAGCAGGAAGAACAGCUCGGGGAGAUGAUCCAGGCUUAUGAGAAACUCUGUGUGGAGAAGAGUGACUUGGAGACGGAGUUAGGGGAGAUGCGGGCCCUGGUGGAGACCCACCUGAGGCAGAUCUGUGGUUUGGAGCAGCAGCUGCAGCAGCAACAAGGCCUCAGGGACGCAGCCUUCCCCAGCCUGAGCCCCCCGCCAGCCCCUGGCCCACCCUGUGCUGAUCUGGACCUGCACUACCUGGCAGUGAGAGGGGGAUCUGGCUUGAGUCACGCAGGCUGGCCAGGCCCCACGCCCAGCGUGAGUGAGCUGGAGCGGCGGCGGCUGGAGGAGGCUCUGGAGGCUGCCCAGGGAGAGGCUCGGGGGGCUCAGCUCCGGGAGGAGCAGCUGCAGGCGGAGUGCGAGCGGCUGCAGGGCGAGCUGAAGCAGCUGCAGGAGACCCGGGCCCAGGAUCUGGCCUCCAACCAGUCGGAGCGGGACAUGGCGUGGGUGAAAAGAGUUGGGGACGAUCAGGUGAAUUUGGCGCUGGCCUACACGGAGCUGACAGAGGAGCUGGGCCGGCUUCGGGAGUUGAGUUCCCUGCAGGGGAGGAUCUUGAGGACCCUGUUGCAGGAUCAGGCCCGGAGCGGUGGCCAGAGGCACUCGCCUCUGUCGCAGCGCCACUCCCCGGGCCCCCAGUGCCCUUCCCCCUCCCCGCCUGCCCGGGCGGCGCCCCCGUGCCCCCCGUGCCAGUCCCCUGUCCCGCAGCGCCGCUCUCCCGUGCCCCCGUGCCCCUCGCCCCAGCAGCGCCGCUCGCCGGCCUCGCCCUCCUGCCCGUCGCCCGUCCCGCAGCGCCGCUCGCCGGUGCCGCCGCCGUGCCAGUCCCCCAGUCCGCAGCGCCGCUCCCCGGUGCCCCCCAGCUGCCCGGCCCCACAGCCGCGGCCGCCGCCGCCGCCGCCGCCGCCGCCGGGGGAGAGGACGCUGGCCGAGCGCGCCUACGCCAAGCCGCCCAGCCACCACGUGAAGGCCGGCUUCCAGGGCCGCCGCAGCUACUCGGAGCUGGCAGAGGGCGCGGCCUACGCGGGCGCCUCCCCGCCCUGGCUGCAGGCUGAGGCGGCCACGCUCCCCAAGCCCCGGGCCUACGGCGGCGAGCUCUACGGCCCGGGCAGGCCGCUCAGCCCGCGGCGCGCCUUCGAGGGCAUCCGGCUGCGCUUUGAGAAGCAGCCGUCUGAGGAGGACGAGUGGGCCGUGCCCUCCAGCCCGCCCAGCCCCGAAGCGGGCACCAUCCGCUGCGCCUCCUUCUGCGCUGGCUUCCCGAUCCCGGAGUCGCCGGCCGCCACCUCCUACGCUCACGCCGAGCACGCGCAGUCCUGGCCGUCCAUCAACCUGCUGAUGGAGACAGUGGGCUCUGACAUACGCAGCUGCCCCCUCUGCCAGUUGGGUUUCCCUGUUGGGUACCCAGAUGACGCGCUCAUCAAACACAUUGACUCCCACCUGGAGAACAGCAAAAUCUAGGGCACCUCCCCCACCCACUGGCUGUUUCUCUGCCCUCUCCCAUCACCCCCAAACACUCACUUUGAAUGCUGCAUGAAUCUUGUGGGGGGCCCCUGCCCCUUGCGACCCCCAGAUACCUCCACUAGCUACUGAGUCAACGUGUGUGCCGUCUUCCCUGGUCCAGGCACCACUCAGCUCUGGCUCUUCCUGGGAGGUCAGCUGAGGCUCCCCGCAAUCCUGGCUUCUGGGCGAGGGGGAAUCUAGGCUGUGGUGGGGAGGGGCAUACCCCUCUUAGGCUUCUCCCUCUGCCUUUCUGUUCUUAAACAGGGCUGGAUCCAAGAGGAUGUCUAGUGCUUGGGCCUGGGGGAGGGGGAGAGUGUCAGAAGACUCCAGGAGGUCCCGAGCCCCUCCCCAAAUGUCCAUCUUUCCUAGGCUGUGCUCUGUCCUGGGAACACCUCCCUGUGGGGUCCCAGAGCCUGCCCUGCACACGGAUGCCAAUUCCUCCAUCCCAUGGAGCUUGGGGCUCGUGGCAUGGGCCCCCACUGAGGGAAUGUGGCAUCUUGUUUCUUUCCAUUCCCUGCAGGCUGGCCCUGUGCUCUCUGCCCUGUGCUGCCCACUCUGGGGAAUAGAGAGGGUGGGAGAGGAGAGGGAGGAUCCUAAAGAGGCUGCCCUGAGGGCUGGGGGCCCUGCACCAUGACCCUCAGGCCCGGGGACUGUCUGCCACAGGCCCAUGCCCUCCUCCUGGAGCCUGGGGCACUGAGGCACAGAUUGUCAAGGCAGACCCCCCCCUUACCCCACUCAAGCCCCUGACACCACAGGUGCCCUGGAGCCCAUGUGUGACUCAGCCUCCAUUAGCUGGGUGGGUGUCAUCAGCCCCUGCCUCCCAGGCCAGAACCUGAGAAUGGGCCCAGGGUGCUGUGGAGAUCAACUUCUAAAGAGCUACCCCCUCCCCACACCCCACCCACCCACAUUUCCUCUGUGAAAUCUACCUCAGAGUUGUACCCUCAGAAGGACGGGUAAGCAGGAGGCCAGGGGGUCCCCAGGGCUGAGGUGGGGAGCCUCCUAGGUGAGAGCCUGCCCACCCCACAAUGAAUCCGCCUCCUCCACUGCGCCUCCCCCAGGUCUCAGCCCCGGGCAGGGGUGACAGCGCAUGUCCUGCUCUGAUCCAACUCUUCCAGGCCCCAGCUCCUCACACCCCUCCCCUCCGUAGUGAAGGGGUGUGUCAGGCAGGGAAGGGGCCACGGACUCCAGAGACACAUGUCAUUGUACCUUGAGUGUCCCCUAGGGAGGGGAAGAGGGAAGGGAGCCUGGAGAGGGGAGGUGGGGGCCCCUGUGCUAUCUGAACAAGUCAAAAGUCCAAAUAAAACUUACCUGUUCCAUCUGCGCU
Messenger RNA from Propithecus coquereli (Coquerel's sifaka), 3266 nucleotides. It is a transcript of the gene TBKBP1, whose product is annotated as TBK1 binding protein 1. The transcript is spliced from 10 exons. The coding region runs from base 47 to 1900 and encodes 617 amino acids. Lineage: Eukaryota; Metazoa; Chordata; Mammalia; Primates; Indriidae. Gene Ontology annotation, biological process: canonical NF-kappaB signal transduction. Gene Ontology annotation, cellular component: cytoplasm. The record is from RefSeq and is a predicted model, not a curated record.